CAGAGGGCGCUGUAGCGGGAGCCGCACCGGGCGUGCCGGGCCCUCUGGCGCCAGCAGGCCUAUCGCCUUCUCCGGCGGCUUCCGGCGCAGCUCCUCAGAGCGAGUGGCGGUGAAGUCAUGGAUCGCAACCCUUCGCCGCCGCUGCCCAGUCGGGAUGAUGAGGAGGAGGAGGAGGGUGCUGGGGGAGACUGCAUAGGGAGCACGGUCUACAGCAAGCACUGGCUCUUCGGUGUCCUCAGUGGACUCAUUCAGAUGGUUAGCCCUGAAAACACCAAAUCCAGCUCAGACGAGGAGGAGCAACAGAUGGAGCUCGAUGAAGAAAUGGAGAAUGAAAUUUGCAGAGUCUGGGAUAUGUCCAUGGAUGAGGAUGUGGCUUUAUUUCUCCAAGAAUUUAAUGCCCCUGACAUAUUUAUGGGAGUAUUGGCCAAAUCCAGAUGUCCUCGAUUAAGAGAAAUCUGUGUGGGAAUUUUAGGUAAUAUGGCCUGUUUCCAAGAGAUAUGUGUGUCCAUCAGCAGUGAUAAAAAUCUUGGACAGGUGUUACUGCACUGUUUGUAUGAUUCAGACCCUCCUACUCUGCUGGAAACAAGCCGGUUGUUGCUUACUUGUCUUUCCCAGACAGAAGUGGCCAGUGUCUGGGUUGAAAGAAUCCGGGAAUAUCCAGCUAUUUAUGAUAGUAUUUGUUUCAUUAUGUCAAGUUCAACAAAUGUUGACUUGCUGGUGAAAAUAGGGGAAGUUGUGGACAAACUUUUUGAUUUGGACGAGAAGCUAAUGUUGGAAUGGAUUAGAAAUGGGGCUGUUCAGCCUCUGGACCAACCCCAGGAAGAUGCUGAAGAGCAGCCAGUGUUUAAAAUUGUGCCCUGUGUACUUGAAGCUGCCAAACAAGUACGUUCUGAAAAUCUAGAAGGGCUCGAUGUUUACAUGCAUGUCUUACAGCUGCUUACCACAGUGGAUGAUGGAAUUCAAGCUAUUGUACAGUGUCCUGCUACUGGAAAAGACACUUGGAAUUUACUUUUUGACCUGGUCUGCCAUGAAUUUUGCCAAUCUGAUGACCCACCCAUCAUACUUCAAGAACAGAAAACUGUGCUAGCCUCUGUUUAUUCAGUGUUGUCUGCCAUCUUUGCUUCACAGGCUGAACAGGAGUAUCUAAAGAUAGAAGAAGAUCUUCCUCUAAUUGACAGCUUGAUUCGUGUCUUACAAAACAUGGAACAUUGUCAGAAGAAGCCAGAAAACUCAGUAGACUCUAACACAGAAGAAACGAAAAAGUCUGAUUUAACCCAAGAUGAUUUCCACUUGAAAAUCUUAAAGGAUAUUUCAUGUGAAUUUCUUUCUAAUAUUUUUCAGGUUUUAACAAAGGAGACUGUGGCUCAGGGAGUAAAGGAGGGCCAGUUAAGCAAACAGAAGUGUUCCUGUGCAUUUAAAAACCUUCUUCCUUUUUAUAGUCCUGUGAUAGAAGACUUUCUCAAAAUUCUACAUGAAGUUGAUAAAACUCUUGCUGAUGACCUGGAGGAAAGCUUCCCAAGUUUGAAAGUUCAGACUUAAUAACUGAAUUAAGUUUCCUUUGCCCAAUAAAUGAACUUUAUUUUCUUCACUGACAGUUGAUAUUGACAUAUAGGAGAUGUUAGGUAAAGCCUGUUGGACCCUUAUUGUCUGGUGCUACACUCAUGCUCUUCUCCCUGCUCCAGUCUUAUCUCACUUUCAUUUGGCAUUGGAAUCAGGAGUUUCCUCUGCCAUCAAAUCCCCACUUCCCUUUUAUGUAUGGUUUUGUGUUUAUUUGCCCUCUUCAGGUAAAGAAAACAAAAAUACAAGCUUAUCACUGAGGUUCUUUUUAGAUUGAGGAGUUGGUGAAGAUUUUCUUCAUACCUCUUAAUUUGAUUUUUAUGUGAGAAAUUUGUAUUUGUAUCCACUAAAGUACAUUCAGCUGCACUAUAGAAAACCCUAUUGUAACAACUUAAUCUGAUAGCUUUUAUGUUUCUAAUGCAAUAAGAAAUCCAGAGGUGGGCAGUCUAGACCUGAUUUAUUUGACUCAGGGAUCCUGAUUCUUUUUCCUCUCCACGUGGUCUGCUGUGUAGGCCUUUGGGUUUGUAUUCAUUGUCUUGUGGUUAAGGGAGUUAUAAGACUAAAGGACAGCCCUCCAUGGCCAGAACUGUGUUGCAAGGCCAUUCUGCAUGUAUUUGAAAUCAAGUACAUACUUUUUUUUUUCUAAGAUCUGUACAAGAGAGAAAGGCAAGAAGAGAAGGGAGAUGUGAAAGGCUUUUUGAUAGUCUGUGGUGUUUGCUACAGUAUGAAAACACAUCUUAGCCAUUCUGUGACUCUUAAUUGUGUCACUUACAUGCCAGAUUGUCAGUAACAAUUCACAGGCAGUUUUUAGUUUAGCUUUGUUACAGUUCAGUUUUUCUUCAAAGUUGUAAGUAUGAAGAUAAAAAUGUAACAUUUUGAUGAAAGUACAUUAGCAAAAUUCUCUAUUUUCAGCAUAAUUCCAGUGGUUGAAUUUCAGAAAAUGAUUUGCUUGAGUGAAUUCACAUUUUUAAAAUUAAGAUAGAGGGAGCUUAAGAACUUCUGAUUGGAUACAGACUGCUAUACAUGAUUUCCCUCACAUACUUUUAUCAUUCUUUAUAGUGCUCCUGAAUUAAAUAUAUUCAGAGAAUCAGCCAGGUACACUUAGGGAAGCAUUCAGUUUGCGUUAUUUUAGUUACUGAAAAUAGAAUUUUUAAUAAGUUUUCAGAAAAUAUCAGGAAUAACAAAGCCAGCUUUUUACCAAUCUUCAGGUUUUUUUCUGGGUUAUUUACGCUAAUGUGACUACUAAUCUAGUGUUAUUUGUGGGAUGAAGUGAGGUUAGGAUCCUCUUACUCUGCCAUCUUCCCAGCCUCCUCUGCAAAGCCAGCUCUUUAAACCUCUCUUCUGGUAUAGCCCGUUCCCAAUUUAUUGCAGAAUCUUCUUGGCUCUAAAGCAUUGGCCUUGUCUCACAUUUUGUAUUUUUUCCUUAAGUGACUUUUACUGAUAAAACACAGGAUGUAGCGUUAUUGAGAAGAGUUACACCCUUUCCAGUUUGGUGCUCGUUUUAUUAUUGAAAGUGUCCCUGUUGGAAAGAAUUGAACUAUAAAAUUAAAAUCUUACUAUUGAAACUGUAACUGGUAGCUUUACUCUGUAUGUUCUCAUGUCUUCCAUGCUGACCUUAUGCUAGGCUGAACGUCACCAUAUUUAACAUGAGAUCUCAAAGGCACUGAUGAAAUCACUCCUGCAAACUAAUGUGAAUUUGCUCCUUGGUAAGUUAUGGGUAGAGACUACACCAGGUGGAGCUGUCUCACAAAGUAAUCUUUAUUUGCAGCAGAUAAAGAGAUCACAGAAUAAUUUCCAAAGCUGUGAUCCCCAAGAAGGGGUGAGCGGGUUCUUUUUAUUUAAGGUUUAGGAUGAAUAUUCAUAAGGGGACCUUUAUCAUCGCAAAUAGAGGUGGGUAUAAGGUCACACGUGUGUACUUAGAAGAUAUGCCUAUAUGUACAUUGUGUGUUAUGUUAUGAAGCUUGGGACCCUUUUUGAGCAAAGAUCUUAAUGUUAUAAUGAGGCAGAGGUAACUGUUAGCUUAUGACCCAUCUGCACAGGUGUUGGCUUGGUGGUUGAGUCCAAACUGGUCAAGGCUAGCUGGAACUCAUUUCUUUUCCUUUUGUUAGUUUCUAAGAGGUAAAAUGAACAGUUCCUGAAGAGUGAGCUCAACGGAUCUGGCAGUGACAUCUGCUAGCAGUGCUAGGAAUUCCAGGUUAUUUCUUAAAGUUUAAGGCUAAAGAUACAAAUAACCCCACAAGAAUAAUAGUUCCAAGUUAUUAGUCAUGUUUUACUCCAGUGCAUAUGAAUUUCACAUUUGUUUUAGAAAGAGCACAUUUUAAAAGGGGAACACAAGGCCCCUGGGUAUCUGAGGGAAAGAGUGCCACGCAGAGUGGGUAAGAGAGUGUUUCACACCAAGGGAGAAACAGGAUAUACCUGGGAAGGCUAGGGGUGUCCAGGUUAUUUUCUGUUUCCCAUUUCUGCCUUGGACCUGCCCUAUUACUUGUUACUAAUUGCUACUGUAACAUUAUGAGGUAGUGUAUAUUUUCAUAUUUUGAUGUAUUUGAAAACUUCUAAAUCUAUAAAUUAUAGUAGUUUUUUAAAGAAACAAAGCAUAAACAAUGUUAAAAUUUUUUUAAUGCUGUGCAGUCUGAUGAAUUCACCUCCAACAUUUAGCACUUGCAUUAAUUACAGUGAUGUUUUGAAAUGGUGCUUCCUCUAGGAGCCUAACUGAAAUUUGGAAUUAUAUGUAUAAAUCAAAUUGAAACUUUUCCCUAUACUUUAUUGCAGAGGAGGGGAGAAAGUACAAAAUGAACUUGAGUUAGCAUGUUAGAUGUAUUAUUCUAUUUCUAAUUAAAUUUGAGUUUGAUUUUUGAAGUACUAAACCACUUAAAGACAGAACACAUAAGAUAUCUUCCCCUUCUAACCCUCCCCCCUUUUAAAGAUAUUUUAUCUUCUACAGUUAAUGGAGUGUAGCUAAAUUGUUUUCUCAGCUGAUCCAACUUUCUAGAUCAAAGACUUUUUCCACUCUGUCUUUAACAUUUCUCAUUGCUUUGGCUUUGAAUUAGUUACCCCGAAUAACUGGAAGUAAGUGUAAAAAAGUUUAAAAGUCACCUGUAAGCAUACAUACAUUUGGUUGUGAGGCAUGUGCAGAAACAAACAUAUUAAGACAUUAGAAAACAACCUCUGUUUGGGAUUCAGAAAAUCUUAAAUGCAUUAAAUGUUGAACACAUUUUCUAUUCUUUAGGACUGGGCUGUAGUGGUACUGUGUCUGAGUUAUUUGAAUAAAUUGAAGAAAAGGAAUAUUGAGGUUAUAGAUUAAUUUGCCCAUUUUAAUUAGUAUUUGAAAUCAGCUUUUUUUUUUUAAGACAUAGGUCCAUAUUAAUUUAGGAGUGAACUGUGUAUUGUACUUGAGCUUAUAUUCUUUUGCCACUUUACAACUCCAUUCUUUCUGCUCGUGAUAGAAGUUUUAAGAAAGAAAUAGGUAACAACACAUCAUGUGUUAGAUCAGACUAAUAGUUUUCUUUUUAUUGCUGGUAUGAGAUCUAAUUUAAGAACUGUUAUUAAAAGUCAUAUUUAUAGUGAAAUGAUAUGAUGUCUUGGAUCUGCUACAAAAUAGUCUGGGGCUAGGGGAAUGAAAUGGGUUAUAAGAGUAGAUGAAACAAGAUUGACCAUGAUUUGGAAUUGCUGAAGCUGGAUGAUGAUUAUACUAUUCUAUUUCUGUAUAUAGUUGAGGAUUUUCUAUUAAUUUUUUAAGUAUUAACUUAAAAACUAAAACAGUCAUUUUACCAGGAAGAAAGGGUUUAUUUGGGAAUAGCAGAGACUUGAAGUUUGGGACAUGCAAGCUAUAGUGAAGUCAUAGGCAAGUCCAACAAACAGAGGAGAGGAAGAGAAGGCUGUUUUAUGGAGGAGGAGGAAGUUGGGAGGGGUUUUGAAUGAAAGUCCACUGGAGAAAAGUAAAAUUCAGGUGGUGAUAGUUUCUCAUUGGCUGACUUGUAGUUGAUUUCUUGUAGAAGAUUCUAUGUGCAUUUUUUCCCGUUGGGACCUGUAAUUGAGCGUUCUUUCCUGUUGAUUCUUCUAUUGGGGUCUGUAAUUGAUGCACAAUGGUGGGGCUCCUCCUCCUAGCCUCCUAUUCCACUUUAGUGAGGAUUCCCUUUAUUAGUUUUCGCAAAAGCAACUCAAUCAUACACACAGUUUUAAGCCUGAAUUUAAUUAUGAAUGGUGCUUGCUCCUUUUUGUCUAAAUAAUACUCGAAAUAUUGUAUUAGCAUUAAAUACUUUUGAAUUCAACACAGUUGAAACCAACACAAAUACUUGCAUUAUCAUCAUUAUGUAACCAAUUAUGUAAAAAUUAUUAUCUUCAUUGUUUUAGCUGACUCAGCAAGGCAACUUUUGUCAUGCAGUUAGUGACUACUAACCAGAUAGGAACUGAUGUCACAUAUGUUUUACCACCAUAGUGGGGUGUGUUUACUAACGAGUUCUUAUUGGUGAUCUUCAGUGGUGUAUUUUGUAGGUAGAGGUGACUACAGGAGAGAGACAGACCCAUAGAAUUUUAGAGAUGGAGAGAUUGUUAGAGAUUAGUAUCCAGUGCUAAUUCAUUGGGCUAGUCAAGCCUACAAUAGUCUGGACCAAUAAAGUGCCAGGCCAGAUCUAAAGCAGCAACCAAAGGAAACUAGGUAAGACUGGAAGUAGGAAGACACCUUGUGGUGGAUGCUUCUAAGCUUUUCACUCACCUCAUGGUAUUUGCUCAUCAGCUUGACUAUUCUGUAUCUCUGUAUAGAAUGCAAAGUUUCCAUUGCUAAAAUGUUAUGAUGUACCUUAAGUUAAUAUACAUAAAGUCAGAUUUGCUUAAAUCCAGUUUUGUGAAACUUAGGGAACAUUUGUAAUAUAAAGGCUAAAGAGCCUCCAUAGGUUGCUAGUUAGUUCUCAAAGCCAGAGUUUGGAAUAUUAGGCUACUUUUUAUACCAUGAUUAUCAUACCCAUGUGACUGCUCUUUUUUAACAGUUGUAUAUUUCCUGGAGGUCCAUGCCUCCAAGACUUAAAUAAUUUAGUGGCAUCAUGGACUAUACCAUUCUCAUUUUACUCUAGUUUUCCAUGUCACAGGGCCCUGGCAAGGAACAAAAAUCUGGGGAAGGGUCAUGCCACACUGAAACCAGACUUGGAAGAGAGGAUCUGUACUUCAGGCAGUGUGGGUCACUGACUAGCCUGUGGAUUGGCUACUAUAGGCUAAGUGUGCACAUCUAAUGCAGUCAGUUGAAGUUGAAAUUAAAAUGAAUGUGAUACAAAAUUUGCCUAAGGACACAAAACGGAUACCUGGGAUACCAGCUUAUCUGUGUCCCCCUCUCUGAGAAUUGUCCCUAAAACUACCUGCAUUCUUUCUCUGGUUACAGUAUAUGGCUAAACAAGGGAUGGAUUCCUGAUCCAAACUGGGCAAAUCUCGUUGGUUCAGGAGUACUAGACUGUAAAGAUCAUGUAGCUUAUGGGGCACCUGGGUGGCUCAGUUGGUUAAGUGGCCCGACUCUUCGUUUUGGCUCAGGUCAUGAUCUUACGGUUUGUGACUUUGAACCUCGCAUCAGGCUCUGCGCUGACGUGUAGCCUGCUUGGUGUUCUAUCUCUCUCCCUUUUUCUCUGUUCCUCCUGCUGUCUCUCUCAGAAUAAAUAAACUUCAAAAAAAAAAAAAAAGAACAUACAGUUUGCAAGGAUGAGCACACUGAAGGUAGCCAGUCAUGUAUUAUCUACUGUGUACCAGGCAUUGUUCUAAACAUUAGGAAGAUAGCAAUGAACAAAGCACUGGAAAUACUGUAGUGGACAGAGACAAAAGUCUUGCCAAAUAGAGCUUUCAUUCUAGAGAGUCACGUGUGAGGGGUACAGAGGAAGAAGCUGCUCUGCACAGAGGGACAGAUAGAAGUCAUGCAACCUGCAGCAGAUUUGAUCUCAAUUCUUCACCUCUGUGUACCCAUUCUCAUGCCAUGCCUUCUUAGUGGAUAGUAGAUUCUUCCCUGUUCCUUGACUUUGAACUUGGCCAAGUCAUUUUGCUUUGGCCAACAGAAUGUUAAUGGAGCUGGUGUAAGCAGAGUACAUGUACCAUUCUUUUUCUAAGGCUUAAUAAUAUUCCUUUGUAUGCAUAUACCUCAUUUUUUUUAUCUUUUUGUUUGUCAGUGGACAUUUAGGUUUGACCUGUGCCUUGGCUUUGUGAACAUGGGAGUGCAAAUAUCUCUUUGAGAUCCUGAUUUCAAUUCUUUUGGAUAUAUACUCAGAAGUCAGAUUGCUGGAUCAAUGGUAGUUUUAUUUUUUAUUUUGUUGAGGAACCUCCAUAAUAUUUCCAUAGUGGCUACACCAGAUUACAUUCACAGUAACACUAUACAAGUGUUCCCUUUUCUACACAUCUUCACCAAUACUUGUUAUCUUUGUUUAUUUGUUUGUUUUAGUAAUAGCCAUCCUAUAACUGGUGUAAGGUAAUAUCUCAUUUUGAUUUUGGCUUGGAUUUCUCUAAUGAAUAGUGACAAUGACCUUUUCAUACACCUGUUGGCCAUUUGUAUAUCUUUGGAGAAAUGUCUGUUCCUUGUCGAAUUUUUGUUUUUUCUCUCUUUUUUUUUUUUUUUUAACGUUUAUUUAUUUUUGAGACAGAGAGAGACAGAGCAUGAACAGGGGAGGAGCAGAGAGAGAGGGAGACACAGAAUCUGAAACAGGCUCCAGGCUCUGAGCUGUCAGCACAGAGCCUGACGCGGGGCUCGAACUCACGGACCGUAAGAUCAUGACCUGAGCCGAAGUCGGACGCUUAACCGACCAAGCCACCCAGGUGCCCCCUUGUCGAAUUUUUUACUCAGGUUAUUUGGGUUUUUUGCUGUUGAGUUGAAGGAGUUCCCUAUAUAUUUGGAUAUUAACUCUUUAUCAGAUACAAGGUUUGGUAGUAUUUUCUCCUGUUCCAGAGGUUGCCUUCUCAUUUUUUUUGUUUCCUUUGUUGUGCAGAAGCUUGUAGUUUGCUGUAGUCCUGCUUACCUAGUUUUGCUUCUGUUGCCUGUGCUCUUGGUGUCUUUUUAAAAAAUGAUGGCUGAUGUCAAGAAGCUUCUCCCCUCUUUUCUUCUUGAGUUUUACCAUUUGGGGUCUUACAUUUAUGUCUUUAUCCAUUUUGAGUUAAUUUUUAUGUAUGGUAUAAGAUAAAGGUUCAAUUUCUCUCCUUUUUGUGGGUAUCCAGUUUUCCCAACACCGCUUGUUGAAGAGACUAUCCUUUUCGCAUGGUGUAUUCUUGGCAUCAUUGUUGAAGACCAGUUGACUGUGUAUGUGUGGGUUUAUUUCUGGGUUCUCUAUUUGGUUUCAUUGGUAUAUGUGUUUUAAAACAAUCCUAUUUGUAAUAGCAUCAAAAAAAACACUUAGGAAUAAGCUUACUCAAGGAGAUGAAAGACUUAAACAUUGAAAACUAUAAAACUCUGACCAAAAAAAUUAGGCAGACACAAAUAAGUGGAAAGACAUCCCAUGACCAUGAAUUGGAAGAAUUAAUAUUACUAAAAAUACUCAUACUUCCCAAGUAAUCUAUAGAUUCAGUGCAAUCCCUAUCAAAAUCCUAAUGGCAUAUUUUACAGAGAUAGAAAAAAAAAAAUCCCUCAAAUUCAAAUGGAACUAUAAAAGACUCCAAAUAGCCAAAGCAAUUUUGAGGUAAAGGAACAAAACUGGAGGUAUCACACUUCAUGAUUUCAAAAUAUAUUACGAUAUUACCAAGCUUUUUAGGGUUUCAUGAGUAAGAUUCAGAAAGUCUCAAGCAUCUGAAAAUUCUACAACUACAUUUAUUUUUCACUAGAGAUAAAUUAAGUGAAGGCAUACCAUACU
Molecule: messenger RNA, 9359 nt
Organism: Panthera uncia (snow leopard)
Lineage: Eukaryota; Metazoa; Chordata; Mammalia; Carnivora; Felidae
Gene: SAAL1
Product: serum amyloid A like 1
Exons: 12
Coding region: 118-1539 (473 amino acids)
Source: RefSeq, a predicted model, not a curated record